UAAGUGCGUAUCUCCUCUUGCCAAACAAGCUAUCAUAUGGUAGGAUAUAAAAUGAAUAAUACUCUUUGUUCUACAUGUGGUUGUGAACAUGAACAAAAGUGGUUUUUGUUACAUUCUGUACCUAACGUGAGUUAACACCGUGUUAUAGAAUGAUGUGAUAAGUGAACCAGAUUUGACUUUUAUUAAUUCAAUUAUGCAAUUAUUUAGUUAAUUGUUCUGAAACUACUUUAUUAUCCGCAUUUAAAAAAUCAUGAGUGAACAAAUAUCAGAUGAGGCAUCUUGGUUUGAAAGAACAGCUAAGCUCAUCCGCGAAAAAUUUAAAUCGAAGAACAAAGACUUUGAGGAUGAUCUAGAAACCGAACAAGAAUAUAAGGAACGAUGGAGAUCAAUUUACAUCAUUUAUUUCACAAUGUUUUUAAUUUCUCUGGGGUUUAGUAUUAUAGUCACUGGAGUAUGGCCUUAUUUGGACAAACUAGACCCAACUGCCGGAAAAGAAUUUAUGGGUUACAUCGUUGCAGCGAACCCUUUUGGCCAAAUGCUCUUCUCUCCACUGGUCGGUUGGUGGAGCAAUAGAUUGGGUUCAAUUCGUUUACCAUUACUUUGUUCAUUGGCACUUUUUACGACAUCCAGUGCAAUUUACUCAUCGCUGGAAUUGUUUAACGACUAUAGGAAGCACUGGAUGUUGUGGACCAGGUUUUUGGUGGGAGUUAGUUCAGCUAAUAUAGCGGCUUGUCGCUCGUACCUUUCCGCAGCUACAAGAGUCUCCGAACGAACCACAGCCGUUUCAAUGAUAUCCUUAGCCCAAGUAUUGGGUUUCAUUGUAGGUCCAGCAAUCCAAGCUGCCGUUGUCCCAUUAGGAGACGAUGGAUUUUGGAUAAUUCCAAACCGACUUAGACUGAACAUGUACACAGCUUCCGGCUGGAUAAAUGUAAUUUUUUCCCUAUUCAACAUGUACCUUUUCCUUCCACACGUAUUCAAAGAACACAAAAUCGCCGGCAGAGAAGCGAUGCUAAAACAAGGCAAAGACAACGAACGAGAUACGUGGAAACAACACCGCCCGAAUUAUUUUGCCACUUGGACUUUAAUUGUUGCGUUUUUUGUCAUCGUUUUCAACUUUAUGCUACUUGAAACACUGGGAACACCAGUGACCAUGGACCAAUUUGCUUGGUCCAAAGCAGCAUCGCUUAAAUACAUGGGGAUUUUAAUGUCAGUGGGCGCUAUUUUGGCAAUAGUUACGUUUGCCUCAAUUUCACCUCUGUGUAAGAGAUUUUCCGAAGUGAAAGUGAUGAUUUGGGGUGGGUUUUUGUUUAUGGUUUUGGGCAGAGCGAUUUAUAUUCCCUUUAAUAAUGACCCACCUCAAAUGUACGAUUCUGAUUUGAAGCUGAAUCUGACCCUCGUCUGUGAUAAAUUGCUCUUUAAUCGAACUGUGUCGAAUUAUGAAACUAUGUGGUCAAUAAAUUCAACGGAUGAAACAACUGUUCGAAAUUUGACUCUGAAUUGUGGUGAAGAUUUAGUUGGAUGUCCUUCGAGUCAGGAAUGGUGCACUUAUACGCCUGCAAUGACCCUCACUCAGUUUAUUAUUGGGUAUUUCCUGACGGCUUUUGGUUAUCCGAUUGGGGUUACGCUGAUUCAAACGAUCUUCUCGAAGUUGCUAGGACCACGACCUCAGGGAGUUUGGAUGGGUUUAAUGACUGGUUCUGGUUGUUUGUCACGUGUCAUGGGUCCAGUAUUUGUGACAUACAUCUAUGAGGAAUUUGGUACAAUUUGGACGUUUGGCCUAACUACAGUCAUGAUGGUUAUUUGUCUAUUUUGGCUUCUUUAUUUUAACAAGACUUUAAUUCCUGUUGAGAUUCAGACUGUACCUGAAGGUGAAGAAUUGAAGGACAUUAAUGAUUUGGUUACCAUUCCUUUAAAUGAUAAAAUUCAAGACGAUUGAGUUUUUGAAUUUCUGGGAGAGGUAAAAUGUUGUUACUUACGUACUAGAUUGACUCAGCCAAACAUUGAGGGUUUUUACUGAUGGAUCUCAAGACUGUAUCACAUACCAGAUAUUUAAAUAUUGUAAAACUAUAAGUGAUAUUUUUACUAGUUAACGUACUUAAGAGUAUAUGUUAUUUUUAUAUUUUGUGAGAUGAAAUAAAAUGCCAAUCAAAUACUUUAAAAUAAAUAUUAUUACGCCUAAAA
Tribolium castaneum (red flour beetle) is the source of this 2181-nucleotide messenger RNA. It is a transcript of the gene Cln7, whose product is annotated as Cln7. NCBI's taxonomy places the organism in Eukaryota, Metazoa, Arthropoda, Insecta, Coleoptera, Tenebrionidae. The record is from RefSeq and is a predicted model, not a curated record. The coding region runs from base 251 to 1936 and encodes 561 amino acids. Gene Ontology annotation, cellular component: lysosomal membrane. Gene Ontology annotation, molecular function: transmembrane transporter activity. Gene Ontology annotation, biological process: transmembrane transport. The transcript has 5 exons.